Molecule: messenger RNA, 6736 nt
Organism: Hypanus sabinus (Atlantic stingray)
Lineage: Eukaryota; Metazoa; Chordata; Chondrichthyes; Myliobatiformes; Dasyatidae
Product: GON-4-like protein
Exons: 33
Coding region: 264-6152 (1962 amino acids)
Biological process (GO): regulation of DNA-templated transcription
Cellular component (GO): nucleus
Molecular function (GO): transcription coregulator activity
Source: RefSeq, a predicted model, not a curated record
GAAGCGGACCCGGAACUUCUGUUCGGGACUCGAGUUGCAGCCGGGAGGUUCGUCCGGCGCAGAGGUACCGGCGGAAACGGGGCGGCAGUAAUUGAGGAAACGGGCGGGAGAUGUGGGGCUGCAAAGUUUUAGCAGAAGACAAUCAAGGCAAGAAGACUUAAAAGGGUGUGCCUUUGACUCUGAAUGGCAGUAAUUGGAAACGGACCUGGGAGAAUACUGGAAGACAAGUUACUUACAGACUAGCCCGGGGGGAGCAGUGGGAGAUGCUGCCGGCCGAGAAGAGGAGGGCGGACUCUGCGCCCCCUUCUCCGCAGAGGGCAAAGGCCAUCCGGACGGACGAGCAGACGAGCCCGGUGUCUGACCCCGGCGGGGUGGACCACCCUGCAGCCGCGCCGUCCGUGGCCCCCUGCCACCGAGAGGAUGGAGAAGAGGAGGAGGAGGAGGCGUCAGUGCGGCCGGCAGAGGCCGGCCAGUGUGCCGGAGGUGAGCGGCAGCUGGCGGAGCUGACAUCCCCAGAGGGCAGUGAAGCCCACAGACAGGCAGGCACAUCAACCCCCGACAGCUGGGAGGGGCCCCCUCCUGCCAUUGCAGGGCCCUCCGUGAACGUAGCUUCCCCGAAACCCGAGAGCCACCCGACUGCCCAGGGCGGCCCUGAGCUGGACGCGGGUCAGGGGCCGGGAGAAGGAGCGCUCACCCCGCCGAGAGGUGCUGCCAGCGACAAUGAGAAGGACGAAGGCGAGAGGGAGCUGAUCAUCACAAUUGAGGAAGGAGGGAGCGAAACUAAAAGGCUGAGGAGGAAGAAGGGUAUGAAGCGGAGGAGGAAGGCGAAGGAGACCAAGAGCUCGGCGGCGGCUGGUCCCGAGUGUGACAUCCAGCUGGACGACAGCUUUGAACGGGCACUGGAGGAUGGAGCAAAGCAGCACAACCUGACUGCUGUCAAUGUGCGGAACAUCCUGCACGAGGUGAUCACCAAUGAACACGUAGUGGCGAUGAUGAAGGCAGCAAUAAACGACACCGAGCAGCAGCACAUGUUUGAGCCCAAGAUGACUCGCUCCAAACUCAAGGAGGUUGUGGAGAAGGGAGUGGUUCCUCCAACGUGGAAUAUAUCCCCAAUGAAGAAGGAGAAAGAAUCCAAGGCUCCCCUAUUUAUCGACAUCCCUCUGGAGGAAGAAGACUCGUCUGAUGAAGAAUACAAGCCCGAGGAAGAGGAGGAAGAUGAGACUGCGGAAGAGAGCUUCCUGGAGAGCGACAACGAGGGCGCAAUCUGCUCUCCCUCCACUGGCCGUCGACCGAAGUUAACCCAGGAUGUGCCCGAGGUACUGGAGGUGGUUGAGGGUGCCUCUCCGGUUGAGGGGCGAGUUGGGCAAAGGGCCUGUUUCCAUCCUGCAGAUCCUGGAAAUAUUGAGCAACACACACAAAACGCUGGAGGAACUCAGCAGCAGCCACAUGAAGAGGAGAAGGUGGAGGGGAGCAGCCCAGCUGUGAGGCACCUCAGUGUGGAGGUGAUGCCCAUGGGGCCACCCCCGCUGCCACCCGCACCCAAGCUGAUGGCCAGCAAGGACAGCACCUUCAUGAAGAAGCUCUAUACGGUGGACGAGGAGCUGGCAUUGAACGAGACCUGCCUGGACUCCUAUCAGAGCUUCGACGAGUCACUGAUCGCCUCCCGCACCCGCUCGAAAUGGCCGCUCACCAACGUGCCGCUGGGGCUGCUGGAGGCGGAGCUGAAGGCGCCGGACAUCACGGCGGACAUGUACGAACCAGGAGCACAGGAGGAUGUGUACUGGCAGAGCUGGAUGAAGGCUGUGAUGAAUGACCUGGACUUCGAAGAUGACGAGGAUGAUCCCGAAUAUAACUUCUUGGAGGACCUAGACGAGCCGGACAUGGAGGACUUCCGGAAUGACCGAGCCGUGCAGAUCACCAAGAAGGAAGUGAACGAACUGAUGGAGGAGCUCUUUGAGACGUUUCAGGACGAGAUGGGAGUGCCAGACGUGGAGGAGGAGGUACCAGAAGACGACAUAAAGGAGCAGGUUCUCAGUACCUUCAAUACACCCCAGGCACUGCGGUUUGAGGAGCCACUGGCGAACAUCCUGACGGAGCAGCACCGUACGGUCAAGGCACAGAUCGAGCAGCUGCGGCAACGCAAGGCUAAGCGGCAGGCGACAGCCACCGAGGCCAAAGGGGCGGCCGGCAGCAGCCAGGAGCCCGAGACCCUGAGUCUGGACCCAGUGCAGAAGCUUCAGCUGCAGCAGCAAAUGCAGCAGCACGUCCAGCUUCUCUGCCAGGUCCAUCUUCUGACUAGCAUCUGCGAGGGCCUCCGACAAGAGGCGGAUAUGACCAAACUCUUCUUGAAUGAGCUGGCCAGCUUUGCGGAGAAGGCCAGCGAGAUUCACUCGGCCAAGGUGGCAGGCUUUCGAUCCUCCUUCUCAACCUGCAAUCUGAAGGAGGGGCUGUCGCUGGUGGAGGAGUUCGAGCAACACGUUCGGCCGCACGUGGAGGCUCCGCCGCCCAAGGAGGAGGCAAAGAUCAACAGGAAGUGUGACGAGUCCAGCUACCUGCCAAGAGAGCUGGCCUGGAUCCUGGCCACCCGCGGCGUCUUCAUGUACCCAGAGCUACUGCCUCACGUCGCGCUGCAGCCCAGGCAGCCCAAGGACAAGGCCUCCUUCACCAAGGGCGAAGACAACUUGCUGGCCCUGGGUCUGAAGCACUUUGAGGAUACAGACUUCCCCAAGCCACUCAUCAGUCAGUACCUGAUGCCCCCAAAGACCUACCACCAGCUCACCGUUCACAUCAAGAACCUCAGUGUGAGCCGGGCGCCGGACAAUGUCGUUAAGCUGUUCAGGAAGAGGAAGGUGCUACCGCCCAUGCCCAGCCGGAUUACAGCUGUGCCCCCAGGGGACAUGCGCCCACCUAUCCAGCGAGGGAGCAGUCGGCUGCCCUACUGGCUUCAGAGGAGCCUGCCAGUGAUUCGGAAAUGGAUGGAGCAGAGAGGGGCAGGCGGAAGCCAGGAGGGGGCAAGAGGGAGUCUGGAAGGGGCAGGAGGGAGCCAGGAAGGGGAAGGCGGCAGUCGGGAAGGGGCAGGAGGGAGUCUGGAAGGAGCAGGUGGCAGUCGGGAAGUGGUGGAGGGGAACCAGGAAGGGCCGGACUGGAGCAGUGGUUUCCCCCUCCUUAUCCCUGAGGGAGUGCUCCUGCAGCUGAGGCCUCGGAUUACCCACCUGUCCCGGCAGGACCUUCGCCGGCGGAGACACCGUACGCCAGCCGUCAAACCCCCUGUCCCCAUCCACCCGGCACCAGCCAAGGCCUCACCCAGGCAGGCGGGACCCUUCCUCCCAGCCAGGCAGCCGGCCAUCCGUCCCCGCCCUCGCCUCAUCCAGCCAGCUCCUGCACCCUCUUCCACCCUCCACCCGGCUCAGCCCGCCCCACCAUCUUCCUCUUCGCCCUCCUCGUCCCGCAGGAGGCCCUGGGGAAGGCGAGCUUCUGCCCUGGCCGCCCGGCCGACUCCUCCCAUCCCUCGGGCCCCCGUCCUCCUGGCCGUCCCAGCUGGUGUGAAGCUGCUGAGUCUGGGGGCGGGUUGCAAUGUGAUUCAGUCUUCGGUCACUGCUGGAUACCCAGGGCAGACCCUGCAGGUGGCCACGGUUGUGGUGGGGCCGGCUGCCUUCCCUUGCGGCUUGAGCCAGCCCCCAGCCCCGACGGUGGCCAACCCCCAGACCACCGAGGCCGUGGGCAACCAGUCCGCCGAGGCCUUGGACCCCAGUAGAGUGUUUGAGGGCCCAUGGGGGUCUCCUGUCGCCUCCACACCAACCGCUGCUCCCUCCAUCCCUGAGGAGCAAACAGAUCGCCCCUCGGCCAGCCAUCCCCAUGAUGGAGAGGAGAAGCCCAGAGCAGAGAGCCCACCCCGUCCUGUUCCCUCGUUUGGAGAGCCAGAGGGUCGGCCGCUUAUCCUGGAUUUGGGCCAGGAGCUGGACGUGGGAGCACCGCCAGAUAAUGCAGCCAUGGAGUCCUCCGCUGAAGGGGGGCAGCCUUUUGCCAGCCCCCCUGAGUUGGCCAGGGCUGAGGAGGAGGAGGAGGAGGAUGAGGAAGUGGGGAGGGGGGAGGAGGAGGAGGAGGAAGGAGAGGAUGGGGAGGAGGAGGAGGAAGAGGAGAGGCUCCCGGAGAAAUCUGAUGACACGUUGAGUGCUGGGGAGUCCUCGGUCAACCCGCAGGACGGGAAAAGCCAGUCAGACAAGGCGACAAAAGUGGGGCUGGAGGAGGAGGAGGACGACGAUUUCGAUGACCUCACCCAGGAUGAGGAAGACGAAGAGGUCUUGUCCUCGGCUUCUGAGGAGUCGGCUCUCUCCGUCCCAGAGCUACAGGAGACAAUGGAGAAGCUGACCUGGCUGGCUUCCAAGCAGCACCAGGACCAGGAGGGGGACUCAGAGGAAGAGAACUCACAGGAGGAGAACACAGAGCCUGAAGAGGAGGAGGAGGAAGAGGAGGGCGAGGGGCUGGAGCUGCUGCAGAAGGAGGGCGACCAGGCAGCAGGAGAAGCAGCCUUGAGUGAGAGCAAUGGGUCUCCGUUGUGUUCGACCGGCCGGGAUGUCCACCCUAGCAGCCGACUGCCAGGUCAGGAAGCGAAGCUGCCGGGCAGGGGCAGGGCUGGGUGCCGGUCCCGGGCGAGGAGGGGACGCAGGAGAGUCAGCAAGGACUCCUCCAAACUGCUGCUGCUGUACGAUGAGGACAUCCUCAGCAACGACCCGCUUCGCCAGCAGAAGGACAUGGCCUUCGCUCAGGCCUACCUGACCAAGGUGAGAGAAGCCCUCCAAGAUGUCCCCGGCAAGUACGAGGAAUUCCUGCGGAUCCUGUACGAUUUUGAGACCAACUGGGAUCAGCGGACAGUGGUCGAUCUCUACGGGGACCUGUGCGAGAUCAUCCAGGACUGGCCACAGUUGCUCAAGGACUUCGCUGCCUUCCUGCUCCCCGAGCAGGCUCUUCAGUGUGGGCUGUUUGAGGAGCAGCAGGCGUUUGACAAGAGCCGCAAGUUUCUCCGGCAGCUGGAGAUCUGCUUCGCCGAGAACCCCUCGCAGCUGCAGAAGGUCAUCAAGGCACUUCAGAACUGCGCAGUGUGCUCGCCACCGGAUGUGGCCGAGUUGAAGGUGCAGGUCUGGCAGCUGCUGAAGGGCCACCACCACCUGCAGGAUGAGUUCUCACUCUUCUUCGAUCAGCUGCGGCCCCCUGCCAGUCGGUUGAAUGACUUCGAGGAGGUCAACUGGACUGAGGACAAGGAGUACGAGUUCGAUGGGUUCGAAGAAGUUGUUCUCCCGGAUCUGGAGGAGGAAGAGGAGCUGCAGAAAAUGGCCCCACCUCCCAGGAGCAAGCGGCGGAGGGAGGGGCACUCACAUGAGAAGGCUUUGGAGCACAAGGCGAAGGGCAAAGACUCAGUGAGCACCAGUGUUCCAGAUGACUGGAGCCCCCAGCCUGCACUGAAGGAUUCUGGAAAAGGUGGCGACGCUGUGGAGGAAGACCAAGAAAGGAGGGAGGAGAUGCGAGUGGCCAGCAGUGGGGAGCGGCGGUCGGCACCCACUACAGGUUGGAGCUGGGAGCCAUCCAACAGUGAGGAGGGGCGGUCCCCCGAGGAGACCUGCAGCCCGGCCAGUGAAGGUGAAGAGGGGCCUUCUGAGGGCUCACCCCCUUUGCCAAGAGAGAAAGAACUGUCCUCAGCCUUGGGCAGCUGUGUCUCGGUGAAGUUUGCCUCGGCUGGGGCCCGGGUACGAUAUAGAAACUGCCAGGAGAUGGCCCUGGCACAGAAGGCCCUGAGGGACGGUUGUUCACAGGGGCUCGGUGAGACAGAGGGGCCGGCGCCAGCAUCUGCAUCCGUCUGUGCCAAGAACACUUGCGUCAACUCCAUCGGUGAGCGUGUGGUGCUGUGGACCAGGGAGGCAGAUCGAGCAAUCCUCACCGCCUGCCAAGAGAAAGGGGCCAACCAGGAAACCUUCAGCUUGGUGGCACAACGGCUGAUCGGCAAGUCAGCCCAGGAGGUCUCACAGCGGUUCCGGGAGCUGAUGCGUUUGUUCCACACCUCGGGCGACACCAGCACAGAUGAGGAGGAUGACACCCUGGCGAACAGUAACCCCGAGCAGCAAGCAGACUGGCUGAUCUCAGACGAAGAUCAGGACUGAGCUAGUGGCUCUGCAUUGUUGUUUGGGAGGGUGGAGUUGAUUUCCUGGACUGUUGGAUGAAGCAUAUUUAAUUCUCUUCUGUGCUGUUGUGUCCCUCCCGAAGAUCUCCAAUCCCACUAACCACCCAGACUGGUCGGUGUUGGAGAGGCUGAGCUGAGUAGGGUGGCAGAGGAAUCCUAAGACUACAGCAUUUCAGCUCCUGUGGAUUGUCCUUCUCCCUGGAACUUCUCAAAUCACAGUUUGCCCAGUCUGCAACCAAGUCGCGGUGCUGUCAGUGUUCCCAGGUAAAGGGAAAAAAAUACGCACGUGAAGUCUGGGUUUCGAUAGACUGUGGCAAGUGUAAUGUUCAAUCGGUUUAAGACUGCCUGUACUGAACAGUCUGGCACUGACUAGUGCAGAUGCUGGAGAGGAAGGAGCCAGUUCCACCCUUGGUGGGUCUUGUUUGUUUAUCACUGUCAGCCAAGUGUCUCCUGUAAAUAUGUAUGUGAAGUGUAUCCUUUGUAUAAUUUUAAGUUAUAGUGACUGUACAUACACCAAAAGUAGUAGGGCACAACUAUGUAAUUCAAUAAAUCUUUUUCCCUCUG